Coregonus sp. 'balchen' is the source of this 18599-nucleotide messenger RNA. Lineage: Eukaryota; Metazoa; Chordata; Actinopteri; Salmoniformes; Salmonidae. The record is from the annotation of a GenBank genome assembly.
AUGUCUAAAAUACAGUUGUUCAAAGUGUUUCUCAACCAGCGAUUAACAGCGGCUGCUGAGGAGAUAUUUGGGGCAGUUGAACAAACGAUAGCAGAGUACCAGGAAGAAUGUUCCCGUACAAAGGAGGAGAACGUACGUUUACAGAAGCUGCUGGAUAUCGUAAUUAAACCUGAAAUAAAGGUACAUCGAGCAGGUUUGUCGCUUUAGCUGUCAUUUUCUGUAAAUAAUCCCCAGUGGCACGUUUUUCCCAAAAGCGUCAAUAGAACAUUCCUCUAGCAAGGAAUUAUACCAGUUUAUAGACACAUUGAUAUGGUUCUAACGAUGAAUUUAGCCUUAAGAUGCCUUUGGGGAAACCUGGCCCAGAUCGACUACAGACCGAUGGUUCUAACGUUACAUUUAUCCUUAAAAUGCUUUUGGGAACCGGGCCCAGAUCAAUGUCUAUAAACUGGUAUAUAGCCUAAUUCCUUGCUAGAGAUAAAUGUUAUAGUACAAGCCUAGCCCAUUAAUAGACGCUAACUACCUUUAGCGCCUAUUGACAAUAGUAUGUUUGGUGGACAGUACAGUGGUUUUUUUGUGGACCCCGGGAAGACAUCUACAAAAGCUAAUGGGGAUCCAAAUAAACAUAAGACUAUAAGGAGUAGUGUUAGUUAGGCUCCUGUAGUCCAUUAUUGGGCUAGUACAGGCCUAGGCCAAAAUCAGCGUUUGCGGUUUCAUCCUCUAUUUUUCUUUUUCUCUCCAGACCUCCAGCAGCUCAUUGUCUCUAAGGAAGCGGUUCCCCUUGAGCAGCAACACUGUGAGAAGGAAUGGAGCCCCAAUCUGGGGCGGGAGGACCAAGAACUCACACAGAUAAAAGAGGAACAGGAGGAACUCAGGACCAGUCAGGGGGAAGAGCAGCUUCAAGGGCUGGAGGAAGAGUUCAUAUUCUCUCCUGGCGUUGUGAAAAGUCACUAUGAUCAGGUUUCAAGUUGGACCGCACAUUUUCCCAGCACCUCAAAUGAACAGAUCAACACAGAAUCGGAUGGAGAGGACUACAGAGUAUUAGAACCAACCAGUGACUCCCAGACCCUCGCUGCAGUUAAUCCAGACUGUUUUGCAGCUAACUCCAUCGGUUCUCUAGUUUAUCAUAUGAAAAUGCAUACGAAGGAUGCAGACAAUAGUGGUGUGUGUGAAAAACACUUUGAUUCCACAGAGAGUAUGCAAGAUCACCUCCAAACUCAUAUUGACACUAGAUUUUCUUGUGAUGUUUGUAGUAAAUGUUUUACUAUGAGUAGUAAACUGAAAAUGCAUAUGAGGUGCCACAGACGGAAUCUACUUCCAUGCCCUUUUUGUGGUAAAUAUUCCAACAGUGCUGCUAAUCUGAAAGUACACAUCAGGACCCACACAGGCGAGAAACCUUAUCAGUGCCUGGAUUGUGCGAAAUGUUUCAGCUGUAAAUCUAAUCUGAAAAAACACAUCAGAUGUCACACAGGGGAGAAACCGUAUCAGUGUCCUGACUGUGGCAAAGGAUUUACUCAGAGUGCCCAUAUGGGGAUGCAUAUGAGGAUUCACACAGGGGAGAAACCACAUAGCUGCAGUGUAUGUGGCAGGUCUUUUAGCAAUGGCCCUCAUCUUAAAGUGCACAUGAGGACCCAUACAGGGGAAAAACCAUAUAAUUGCAGUCUUUGUGAUAAAUGUUUUAGCAGUCACUCUGGUCUGACAGUUCACACAAGGACUCACACAGGGGAGAGACCAUAUAUAUGUCCUUUAUGCAAAAAAGGCUUUACGUCAGCAAGUAAUUUAAAGGCCCACAAAAAACGGCAUACUAAAAGUAAAAGCAGUGUAGGUGUUAUGGUUGCGGCAAAUGCUUCACUACAAAGGAGUCCUAAUGAAGGCACCAGUGGGAAUAAAUAAAUGCUUUGUGGGGGAAAACAUCAUCAUUGAGGACUGAGAGAAACAUUGUAACUACAAUCUGUGAAAGGAGAUACUCAGUUCACUGCUCUUGGUUGAAUAAGAUUUGACUGAAUUCGUUUAACUGGCGGAACAUUGUAAGAAGCCCACAUGUCAAACAGAGAGCAGUUGGUGGAUUUCUGAGUAACAGGAGUCACUGACCAGUGCCCAUUAUAAGGCACAGGUUAAUCUGGUAGUCCAGGACCAAAUCCUGCGUGCAUGGACCCAUCUGAUUCUGGGUGCAGUGUGUUGGUGUUGAAAUCUACACAUAUUGUUCUAGGGGUCUAAAAAUUUACCAGCUGUAUGUUAUGCAUUUUUUACUUGGCACCUAGAGGUUGUAAUUGUCCAGAAGGUAUCACAGAAUAAAUGUCUGUUUACAUUCAGAAUAGUUUUUACCUGGUCUCUUCUUUCUCGUCUGUCAUGAGCAUGUGUUUCAUGAUCAUACCAUUUUAUCUAUGCUGUGAAUGAUAACUUGCACAACUCAACUAUAAUCUGAUUCAAGGAAUGCAAAGUCAUUUUUGUAAUGUUUCAUGCACACUUAAUAAACUACCUACAAUGCCUUCGGAAAGUAUUCAGACCCCUUUACUUUUUCCACAUUUUGUUAGGUGUACAGCCUUAUUCUAAAAUUGAUUAAAUUGUUUUCCCCCCUCAAUCUAUACACAAUACCCCAUAAUGACAAAGCAAUGUUUGCUAAUUUAUUAAAAACAAAAAUAUCACAUUUACAUAAGUAUUCAGACCCUUUACUCAGUACUUUGUUGAAGCACCUUUGGCAGCGAUUACAGCCUCAAGUCUUCUUGGGUAUGAAGUUACAAGCGUGGCACACCUAUAUUUGGGGAGUUUCUCCCAUUCUUCUCCGCAGAUCCUCUCAAGCUCUGUCAGGUUGGAUGGGGAGCGUUGCUGAACAGCUAUUUUCAGGUCUCUCCAGAGAUGCUCGAUUUGGUUCAAGUCCGGGCUCUGGCUGGGCCACUCAAGGACAUUCAGAGACUUGUCCCGAAGCCACUCCUGCGUUGUAUUGGCUGUGUGCUUAGGGUCGUUGUCCUGUUGGAAGGUGAACCUUCACCCCAGUCUGAGGUCCUGAGCGUUCUGGAGCAGGUUUUCAUCAAGGAUCUCUCCGUACUUUGCUCCGUUAAUCUUUGCCUCGAUCCUGACAAGUCUCCCAGUCCCUGCUGCUGAAAAACAUCCCCAUAGCAUGAUGCUGCCACCACCAUGCUUCACCGUAGGGAUGGUGCCAGGUUUCCUCCAGACGUGACGCUUGGCAUUCAGGCCAUAGUCCGCUGCGCCACUUGGGAGGCCCACAUCUAACAUAUUAUAAUGGCUCAUGAAGAAACUUUUGCCCCGUCCAAAAUCGACCCCUGCACUGAAGAGCAAUAUGCCUACAAUUCCAAGAAGACAGCAAGGUGGACUGGAUAUUUACUAUCUUGGUUAUUUUCCAAUAUCCACAAGUGAAAAGGGAGAUCAAUUUGGAAAUAGGCACUUGACUGAGUUUGCAGACAGAUGGGGGCUAUGAAGACUUGAUAAAUCUCAUCCUCUAUCCAGUGGUUCUCAAACCUCUCCCAGCCGAUCCAUGUAUUUGAUCUAUUCCAGAGUUAGCACACCUGAUUCAACUUGUCAACUAAUGCUGCGUUCGUAACCAAGUGGGAGGUGGGAAUUUACCAGUUGUGAAGUCGUAAAUACCAGUUGGAUGCAUUCAUAUGCUUUGAACUCGUUGAGUUCAGGGUCCUCUGUAGCUCAAUUGGUAGAGCAUGGCGCUUGUAACGCCAGGGUAGUGGGUUCAAUCCCCGGGACCACCCAUACGUAAAAAUGUAUGCACACAUGACUGUAAGUCUCUUUGGAUAAAAGCAUCUGCUAAAUGGCAUAUUAUUAUUAUUAUAACAAAGUUGUGAAAUAUCUGGGGGUCACAGAUGAGAGGUUUGAGAACCACAGCACCAUGCAUUGGUUUACAGACGGGCAACUCCAGUCCUCGGGGGCCUGAUUGCUGACAUACUUUAGUCCCAGCCCCAGCUAACAUACCUGACUCCAAUAAUCAACUAAUAACCAUGGGUCACGUUCCCCUGCUCAGACGUUGCAUGUAUGAACCGUGCCACGUCAUCGACUGUCAGAUUGCUAUCAUACAAAUGUAUUUAUAAAGCCCUUUUUACAUCAGCAGAUGUCACAGUGCUAUACAGAAACCCAGCCUAAAACCCCAAACAGCAAGGGGGGGGGGGGGGGGGGGGGUCGUCCUGACCCCACCCACUUUGCCAAAGCACAGCCCCCACACCACUAGAGGGAAAUCAACAGACCACCAACUUACUACCCUGAGACAAGGCUGAGUAUAGCCCACAAAUACCUCCUCCACCGCACAAGCCCGAGGGGGUGCAAAACCGCACAGGAAGAUCACGUCUGUGACUCAACCCACUCAAGUGACGCAACCCUCCUAGGGACGGCAUGAAAGAGCACUAGUAAGGCAGUGACUCAGCCCCCGUAAUAGGGUCAGAGGCAGAGGAUCCCAGUGGAGAGAGGGGAGCCGGGCAGGCAGACACUGCAAGGGCGGUUCAUCGCUCCAGUGCCUUGCCGUUCACCUGGGCCAGACUACACUCAAUCAUAGGACCUACUGAAGAGAUGAGUCUUCAGUAAUGACUUAAAGGUCAAGACCGAGUCUGCGUCUCUCACAUGGAUAGGCAGACCAUUCCAUAAAAAUUGAGCUCCAUAGGAGAAAGCCCUUUCUCCAGGUGUUUGCUUAGAAAUUCUAGGGACAAUAAGGAGGCCUGCGUCUUGUGACCGUAGCAUACGUGUAGGUAUGUACGGUAGGACCAAGUCAGAGAGUUAGGUAGGAGCAAGCCCAUGUAAUGCUUUGUAGGUUAGCAGUAAAACCUUGAAAUCAGCCCUAGCCUUAACAGGAAGAGGCUAGCACUGGAGUAAUAUGAUCAAAUGUUUUGUUCCAGUCAGGAUUCUAGCAGCCUUGUUUAGCACUAACUUUAGCACUAAGUUUAUUUAGUGCUUUAUCCGGGUAUUUGGAGAGUAGAGCAUUGCAGUAGUCUAAUCUAGAUGUGACAAAAGCAGACAUUUUUUGACAAAAAGUUUAUGAUUUUUGCAAUGUUACGAAGAUGGAAAAAAGCUGUCCUUGAAAUUCUUGACAUGUUCGUCAAAAGAGAGAUCAGAGUCCAGAGUAACGCAGAGGUCCUUCAGUUUUAUUUGAGACAACUGUACAACCAUCAAGAAUAAUUAUCAUAUCCAACAGCAGAUCUUUGUUUCUUGGGACCUAGAACUAGCAUCUCUGUUUUGUCAGAGUUUAAUUUUUUUUUUUAAUUGCCGCCAUCCACUUCCUUAUGUCUGAAACACAGGCUUCCAGGGUAGGCAAUUUUAGGGCUUCACCAUGUUUCAUUGAAAUGUACAGCUGUGUGUCGUCCGCAUAGCAGUGAAAGUUGACAUUGUGUUUCUGAAUGACAUCACCAAGAGGUAGAAUAUAUAGUGAAAACAAUAGUGGUCCUAAAACGGAACCUUGAGGAACGCCGAAACGUACAAUUGAUUUGUCAGAGGACAAACCAUCCACAGAGAUGAACUGAUAUCUUACCGUCAGAUAAGAUCUAAACCAGGCAAGAACUAGGGUUUCUAAUCUCUCCAAAAGAAUGUGGUGAUCGAUGGUCAUUUACCACCUUCACGAGUGCAGUCUCAGUGCUAUGAUGGUGUCUAAAACCAGACUGAAGCAUUUUGUAUACAUUAUUUGUCUUCAGGAAGGCAGUGAGUUGCUGCACAACAGCUUUUUCCCAAAAAAUUGAGAGGAAUGGGAGUUUCGAUAUAGGCUGAUAGUAAUAAAGCCUCUCUUGAAAAAGCCAAACCUUGCCACUUUUAGUGAGUUUGGUACACAUCCGGUGGAUAGGGAGCCAUUUAUUAUGUUCAACAUAGGAGGGCCAAGCACAGGAAGUAGCUCUUUCAGUAGAUUAGUUGGAAUAGAGUCCAGUAUGCAGCUUGAAGGUUUAGAGGCCAUGACUAUUUUCAUGAAUGUGUCAAGAGAUAUAGGAUUAAAAAACUUGAGUGUCUCCAUUGAUCCUAGGUCCUGGAGAAAUACGCAGAUUCAAAGAGGAGUCCGUAAUUUGCUUUCUAAUGAUCAUGAUCUUUUCAUCGAAGAAGUUCAUGAAUUUAUUACUGCUGAAGUGAAAGCUAUCCUCUCUUGUUGAAUGCGGCUUUUUAGUUAGCUUUGCGACAGUAUAAAAAAUACAUUUAGCAUUGUUCUUAUUCUCCUCAAUUAGGUUGGAAAAAUAGGAUGAUCGAGCAGCAGUGAGGGCUCUUCCAUAUUGGGUAUUAUGUAAGGUUACAUUUUGAUCCUCAGGUGGUUAACCGAUUUUUGUACUCCGACGUCCUUGGGUAGGUGGAGGGAAUCUGGAAGGGCAUCUAGGAACCUUUGCGGGAGGCGCUGGGGAUAUGGUCACUAGUGUAACCAGGAGGAGAGGCCUGAUUUAACACAGUAAAUUCAUCAGGCUUGAGCCAUGUUUCAGUCAGGCCAAUCAAGAUUAUGAUCAGUGAUUAGUUCAUUGACUAUGACUGCCUUGGAAGUGAGGGAUCUAACAUUAAGUAACCCUAUUUUGAGAUGUGAGAUAUCACAAUAUCUUUCAAUAAUGACAUAGAUGGUCUUUAUUCCAGUGAGAUUGCUAAGGCGAACAACGCCAUGUUUUGUUUUGCUCAACCUAGAUCGAGGCACAGACACUGUCUCAAUAGGGAUAGCUGAGCUGACUACACUGACUGUGCUAGUGGCAGACUCUGCUAAGCUGCCUGGCCGGCCUGCACCCCUUGCUGCCUGGCCGGCCUGCACCCCAUCUCAUUGUGGAGCUAUAACAUAUGUGGUUAGCUGAUACGUAAAAUACCUAUCCAGGCGUUGUAAGAUCUAGCAUGCGUCAGCAACGCCUGGGCAGAGGAACGCACACAUGGUCUGCAGUUUAGAAUGCAAUUCAUUUAAUCAGACGUGUUAGCUAUAGGACUGGGGGAAAAGUGUGACAACAAUCAGGCCCCCAGUGACUGGAGUACAUUCAGAUCUCUCACUGGUGUACCACACACUACCCCCUCCCCAGAUCGGAUAUGAACACGUCAUAAGCCAUGGCAAAAAUAUAUAUAUUUAAAAAUGCUACAUUUUCUCAGCCUCAUUGCAAAAUGUGUAGAAUAGCAUGAGAUUAGCUAUAAAAGUCCCAGGUCAUAGACUGCACAGCAAGCGGUAUCGAUGCACCAAGUCUGGAACCAACAGGAUCCUGAACAGCUUCUAUCCCCAAGCCAUAAGAGUGCUAAAUAGUUAGUCCGGGUAGCUAUUGGUUAACUAUCUGCAUUGACCCUUUUUGCACUAACUCUUUUGACUCAUCACAUACACUGCCGUUGCUGUUUAUUAUCUAUCCUGUUGCCUACUCACUUUACCCCUACCUAUAUGUACAUUUAUACUUCAAUUACCUCGUACUCCUGCACAUCGACUCAGUACUGGUACCCCGUGUAGACAGCCAAGUUAUCUUUACUCAUUGUGUAUUUAUUCCUCAUGUUAUUAUUUUUCUAUUAUUUAUAUUUUCCCCCUCUGCAUUGUUGUGAAGGGCCCGUAAGCAAGCAUUUCACUGUUAGUCUACACCUGUUGUUUACAAAGCAUGUGACAUCAAAUUUGAUUUGAAAACUACACAUUUUUCUCUCUGCCCAAUGGCAAUGUGUGUAGAAUUGCAGGAAAUUAGCUUUAAAGGCCAGGCACCACACCCUUAUAGGGUAAUUUCCCCCCUUAAUCAUAUCACAAUCAACUUUUACCAGUUGAAUAUUGACACAAAUAAUAGUUUAUUACAUUACUUCUGAAAUAUUGUAUUAAAAUAUGCAAAUAAGGUGAUGUCAUUACAUAUGCACAUGUUUGCAUAUAACGCAAAUCGAUGUUUCUGGACACUGGAUGAAGUCUGCCUAAAUAUUUUGGUUUCAUUUUGUUAAGACACUCCAGGGGCCUCAUUUAUAACCUCUGCAUACAUUUAACACUAAAUAUCUGCAUGCGCCAUUUCUGAAAAAACUGCACAAUACUGAGAUUUAUCAACUUGGCGCAUGCCAUAGGCCUACAUUCGCAUGUUUCGCGCUAUAAUUCAGACCUGUCGUAAAACGUGAACUAGCCCAUCAUAAACCUUUUAUGGUGACAAUAACACCCUUAUUUGCUUUAUAGUUUGGAAGUAUUGGAAUUAGGCCAAGACAAUGGCAAACUUGAUUAAAUGUCUUUGGAGAUGUUGGCAGAAACUUUUUUAUUUUGCAGUGACAUUUGCUGUAGGCCUAUCUGACCGUUUCUGAAAGACAAAAACAAUUGCAAAUUGUUGUGGACCUGUAAACAGAUAGUUUGAAUGCAAUUAUGUUUUGCAUUCACUUUUUCCCGAACCUAAAUAUUCUGCACUGCUCACGAAUUCUGAAACAAAAAAUAAACUACAGUAGGCCUACUUACAGUGGUAGCCUACACACUUCAAUGCAAAAUAUCCACUGUCUGUUCACCUGUAUGUUUUAAACCGCGCACGGUAUUGUCUGCAUAGAGCAAAAACUGUAAAUUUGUUGUAUGGCUACUUCGGGAAUAUGAAGUCAUCAUGGCCAGAAAAGGUGAAGAAGGUAUUCUGCACUGGUUGUGAUAUGUAUUAUGUUUAUAAAUUAAAUACUGUCUAUGCAAGAAAUGUUACAUUACAGUAUUCAGAAGUAGCCUACAAACGUGAACCGUCUGUUCUACUGUUAAACUGCGCUUCGGAUCGGAUCGCAUAGAGCAAAAUAGGCUGCUUGAAAUAGCUUAUCUAUUUGCUACUGUGAAGUUGGUCCAAUUAAAUGGAGAUGGGAUGCAUGCCUAUCCUAACUUGUUGUAGGCCUAUAAAACUAUUUCACGAGUAUCCUAUGAAACCAUCACAAUCAGAAAAGGUGAGGAAUUUAUUCUGCAAUGAUCAUGGAAAUGAAAUAAAUAAUAGGAAAUCUAACUAUUUCUACACUGAACAAAAAUAUGAAUUCAACAUGUAAAGUGUUGGUCCUGUGUUUCAUGAGCUGAAAUAAAAGAUCCCUGAAAUUUUCCAGAAGCACAUAAAGCUUAUUUCUCCCAUAUUUUGUGCACAAAUGUAUUGAUGUCCUUGUUAGUGAACAUUUCUCCUUUGCCAAGAUAAUCCAUCUACCUGACAGGUGUGGCAUAUCAAGAGGCUGAUUAAACAGGUGCACCUUGUGCUGGGAACAAUGAAAUGCCACUUUAAAAUGUGCAGUUGUCACAACACAAUCAAAACAAAAUCAAAUGUUAUUUGUCACAUGCGCUGAAUACAACAGGUGUAGACCUUACAGUGAAAUGUUUACUUACAAGCCCUUAACCAACAAUGCAGUUCUAAGAAACAAUACCAAAAAAGAAAAAAAGAAAUACAAUAUAAAAUAAUACAUAAUAAAAGUAACAAAUAAUUAAAGAGCAGCAGUAAAAAUAACAUGUACAUGAAGGUAGAGUUUUUAGUGACUAUGCAUAGAUAAUAAACAGAGGGUUACAGCAGCGUAAAAGAGGGGGGGUGGGGGAGCAAUGCAAAUAGUCUGGGUAGCCAUUUGAUUAGAUGUUCAGGAGUGUUAUGGCUUGGGGAUAGAAGCUGUUUAGAAGCCUCUUGGACCUAGACUUGGCGCUCCGGUACCACUUGCCGUGCAGUAGCAGAGAGAACAGUCUAUGACUAGGGUGGCUGGAGUCUUUGACAAUUUUUAGGGCCUUCCUCUGACACCGCCUGGUAUAGAGGUCCUGGAUGGCAGGAAGCUUGGCCCCAGUGAUGUACUGGGCUGGGCCGUUCGCACUACCCUCUGUAGUGCCUUGCGGUCGGAGGCCGAGCAGUUGCCAUACCAGGCAGUGAUGCAACCAGUCAGGAUGCUCUCGAUGGUGCAGCUGUAGAACCUUUUGAGGAUCUGAGGACCCAUGCCAAAUCUUUUCAGUCUCCUUAGGGGGAAUACGUUUUGUCGUGGCCUCUUCACGACUGUCUUGGUGUGCUUGGACCAUGUUAGUUUGUUGGUGAUGUGGACACCAAGGAACUUGAAGCUCUCAACCUGCUCCACUACAGCCCCGUCGAUGAGAAUGGGGGCGUGCUCGGUCCUCUUCUUUUUCAUGUGGUCCACAAUCAUCUCCUUUGUCUUGAUCACGUUGAGGGAGAGGUUGUUGUCCUGGCACCACACGACGUUGUCGGUGAUCAGGCCUACCACUGUUGUGUCAUCGGAAAACUUAAUGAUGGUGUUGGAGUCGUGCCUGGCCAUGCAGUCAUGAGUGAACAAGGAGUACAGGAGGGGACUGAGCACGCACCCCUGAGGGGCCCCCGUGUUGAGGAUCAGCAUGGCGGAUGUGUUGUUACCUACCCUUACCACCUGGGGGGCGGCCCAUCAGGAAGUCCAGGAUCCAGUUGUAGAGGGAGGUGUUUAGUCCCAGGGUCCUUAGCUUAGUGAUGAGCUUUGAGGGCACUAUGGUGUUGAACGCUGAGCUGUAGUCAAUUAAUAGCAUUCUCACAUAGGUGUUCCUUUUGUCCAGGUGUGAAAGGGCAGUGUGGAGCGCAAUAGAGAUUGCAUCAUCUGUGGAUCUGUUGGGGCGGUAUGCAAAUUGGAGUGGGUCUAUGGUUUCUGGGAUAAUGGUGUUGAUGUGAGCCAUGACCAGCCUUUCAAAGCACUUCAUGGCUACAGAUGUCUCAAGUUGAGGGAGUGUGCAAUUGGCAUGCUGACUGCAGGAAUGUCCACCAGAGCUGUUGCCAGAUAAUUGAAUGCUAAUUUCUCUACCAUAAGCCACCUCCAACGUCGUUUUAGAGAAUUUGUCAGUAUGUCCAACCGGCCUCACAACUGCAGACCACGUGUAACCACGCCAGCCCAGGACCUCCACAUCCGGCAUCUUCACCUGCGGGAUUGUCUGAGACCAGCCACCUGGACAGCUGAGGGUGGGUUUGCACAACCAAAGAAUUUCUGCACAAACUGUCAGAAACAAUCUCAGGGAAGCUCAUCUGUGUGCUCCUCAUCCUCACCAGGGUCUUGACCUGACUGCAGUUCUGCGUCGUAACCGACUUCAGUGGGCAAAUGUUCACCUUCUAUGGUGGCUGGCACGCUAGAGAAAUGUGCUCUUCACAUAUGAAUCCCGGUUUCAACUGUACUGGGCAGAUGGCAGACAGCGUGCAUGGCGUCGUGUGGGCAAGCGGUUUGCUGAUGUCAACGUUGUGAACAGAAUGCCCCAUGGUGGCGAUGGGGUUAUGGUAGGGGCAGGCAUAAGCUACAGACAACAAACACAAUUCCAUUUUAUUAAUGGCAAUUUGAAUGCACAGAGAUACCGUGGCGAGAUCCUGAGGCCCAUUGUUGUGCCAUUCAUCUGCCGCCAUCACCUCAUGUUUCAGCAUGAUAAUGCACGGCCCCAUGUCGCAAGGAUCUGUACACAAUUCCUGGAAGCUGAAAAUGUCCCAGGUCUUCCAUGGCCUGCAUACUCACCAAGACAUGUCACCCAUUGAACAUGUCUGGGAUGCUCUGGACUGACGUGUACGACAGCGUGUUCCAGUUCUCGCCAAUAUCCAGCAAUUUUGCACAGCCAUUUGAAGAGGAGUGGGACAACAUUCCACAGUCCACAAUCAACAGCCUGAUCAACUCUAUGCGAAGGAGAUGUGUCACACUGCAUGAGGCAAAUGGUGGUCACAACAGAUACUGACUAAUUUAUUUCCUUAUGAACUGUAACUCAGUAAAAUCUUUGAAAUUGUUGCGUUUAGAUUUUUGUUCAGAUUUAUAUUCCCCAUUUGCACAAGGCUACUACUAGGAUACUUUUGCCUUCAUGCAAUGCAAGACUUCAACCACUAGAAACUGUGCACAUGCAUGGUCUAAAGUUUGCUCUAGGAUAAGCACAUUCAUGUCAAGUUCAGUUUUUAUAAAUGCCAACUUUUGCAUGAAAAUUGGUGCAUGCAUGUUUUGGAGCAUAUUUUGUGCGUAUGCAAAAUAAAUGAGGCCCCUGGACCAGACUUGUCCAGAGCAUAUUGUGGAUCAAUACUUUUCAUUUUUGGCACAGGAAUCCUCAUCUCUCCCAAGUGGACAUUCUCUCUUUUUCCCCUGACCCAUCUGUCUAUCUCCUCAUUUGAAUUCCAUGCUGUCACAGUCACUAGCCCAUUCAAGCUUAACAUCCUUAUCAUUUAUCACCCUCCAGGUUCCCUUGGAGAGUUCAUCAAUGAGCUUGACGCCUUGAUAAGUUCCUUUCCUGAGGAUGGCUCACCCCUCACAGUUCUGGGUGACUUUAACCUCCCCACGUCUACCUUUGACGCAUUUCUCUCUGCCUCCUUCUUUCCACUCUCCUCUUUUGACCUCACCCUCUACUCACAAGGCAGGCAAUACGCUUGACCUCAUCUUUACUAGAUGCUGUUCUUCUACUAAUCUCACUGCAACUCCCCUCCAUGUCUCCGACCACUACUUUGUAUCCUUUUCUCUCUCGCUCUCCUCCAACACUACUCACUCUGCCCCUACUCAGAUGGUAAUGCGCCGUCGCAACCUUCGCUCUCUCUCUCCUGCUACUCUCUCCUCUUCCAUCCUAUCAUCUCUUCCCUCUGCUCAAUCCUUCUCCCUCCAAUCUCCUGAUUCUGCCUCCUCAACCCUCCUCUCCUCCCUUUCUGCAUCCUUUGACUCACUAUGUCCCCUAUCCUCCCGGCCGGCUCGGUCCUCCCCUCCUGCUCCGUGGCUUGACGACUCAUUGCGAGCUCACAGAACAGGGCUCCGGGCAGCCGAGCGGAAAUGGAGGAAAACUAGACUCCCUGCGGACCUGGCAUCUUUUCACUCCCUCCUCUCUACAUUUUCUUCCUCUGUUUCUGCUGCUAAAGCCACUUUCUACCACUCUAAAUUCCAAGCAUCUGCCUCUAACCCUAGGAAGCUCUUUGCCACCUUCUCCUCCCUGCUGAAUCCCCCCCUCUUGUCCUUCUAGACCUGUCUGCUGCCUUUGAUACUGUGAACCAUCAGAUCCUCCUCUCCACCCUCUCCGAGUUGGGCAUCUCCGGCGCGGCUCACUCUUGGAUUGCAUCCUACCUGACAGGUCGCUCCUACCAAGUGGCGUGGCGAGAAUCUGUCUCCGCACCACGUGCUCUCACCACUGGUGUCCCCCAGGGCUCAGUUCUAGGCCUUCUCCUAUUCUCGCUAUACACCAAGUCACUUGGCUCUGUCAUAUCCUCACAUGGCCUCUCCUAUCAUUGCUACGCAGAUGACACACAACUAAUCUUCUCCUUUCCCCCUUCUGAUAACCAGGUGGCGAAUCGCAUCUCUGCAUGUCUGGCAGACAUAUCAGUGUGGAUGACGGAUCACCACCUCAAGCUGAACCUCGGCAAGACGGAGCUGCUCUUCCUCCCGGGGAAGGACUGCCUGUUUCAUGAUCUCGCCAUCACGGUUGACAACUCCGUUGUGUCCUCCUCCCAGAGUGCAAAAAGCCUUGGCGUGACCCUGGACAACACCCUGUCGUUCUCCGCUAACAUCAAGGCGGUGACCCGAUCCUGUAGGUUCAUGCUCUACAACAUUCGGAGAGUACGACCCUGCCUUACACAGGAAGCGGCACAGGUCCUAAUCCAGGCACUUGUCAUCUCCCGUCUGGAUUACUGCAACUCGCUGAUGGCUGGGCUCCCUGCCUGUGCCAUUAAACCCCUACAACUCAUCCAGAAUGCCGCAGCCCGUCUGGUGUUCAACCUUCCCAUGUUCUCUCAUGUCACCCCGCUCCUCUGCACACUCCACUGGCUUCCAGUUGAAGCUUGCAUCUGCUACAAGACCAUGGUGCUUGCCUACGGAGCUGUGAGGGGAACGGCACCUUCAGGCUCUGAUCAGUCCCUACACCCAAACGAGGGCAUUGCGUUCAUCCACCUCUGGCCUGCUGGCCCCCCUACCUCUGCGGAAGCACAGUUCCCGCUCAGCCCAGUCAAAACUGUUUGCUGCUCUGGCACCCCAAUGGUGGAACUAGCUCCCUCACGACGCCAGGACGGCGGAGUCACUCACCACCUUCCGGAGACACUUGAAACCCCACCUCAUUAAGGAAUACCUGGGAUAGGAUAAAGUAAUCCUUCUACCCCCCCCCCUUACCCCACCAAAAUAAUAAUAAUAAUAAUAAUAAUAAUAAUAACAACAAAAACAACAAAAAAACAUAUUGUAAAGUGGUUAUCCUACUGGCUAUAAGGUGAAUGCACCAAUUUGUAAGUCGCUCUGAAUAAGAGCAUCUGCUAAAUGACGUAAAUGUAAAUACUAAAGACAUAUGUAAAAUGCAUUUUUGCCGCAUUUUUCCAAAGAUAAUGUUAUAUCGAAUAACUAAAAAAUUGACAACAUAUCAACAAUUCCCUUGAUACCAUUCCCCUCAUUCCACUCAUUCCACGAGCCCGUCCUCUCCAAUUAAGGUGCCACCAACCUCCUGGGAACACAACCCAUUCCUCGUUUUUCAACUGGUAGCUCAGUACAGCACCGUUUCUGUUCAAUUUAACGUUCUAUUACGUUUUUAUGUACUGAACGCAGCUCUGGAGUUGCCCAUCCCUGCUGAAUUAACGUCUUCUCAAAAACCAAACCGACGUUGUUGCACUCCACUCCAGCAGGUGGCGAUAGUACAACAUCUAUACGCUACACAGCCAUGACAAGUUUAAUUUAUUUUUUGUUUUACUGUACUAAGCAACAACAACACUGGGUAAAAUUAUCUUUAUCAGGUAACGAGUUAGCUAGUGUAGUAUGUGAGGAAUUUAUGACUUUGUUAAUGUUUGCAAAUGGUAGCUUAGAGAAUGUUGAUUUGGCCAAGGGAGACAUCUGGAGAGCAGUUUUAGAGGAGUACUCUAAAGCAGAGGAAGUCUGUUAGGUGACCUCCUGGGAUUGGUCUGUAGGGGAAACACCCAUAUCAGAUUACAUAGGAUAAAUACUUGGUGAAGACAAAGGAGGUCAGAAUAGCAUAUUUAGAAUUUGGGUUGGCUGUUCUCCAGAUGCCUGCAGGUAUCUGUAAAUUGAAGCUGUAACCCUUUGAUAUAAAUAAACCUUUAUGAUCGAAGUACAGCGUCAGCGGAUUUCCUUGUUCUCACAGCAUAAUUAGCAACGUUUUCUCGACACAACACUAGCAACCAAAACUAGAAUUCUCUAAAAUGUCUAAAAUACAGUUGUUGAGAUGGUUUCUCAACCAGCGAUUAACAGCGGCUGCUGAGGAGAUAUUCGAGGCAGUUGAACGAACGAUAGCAGAGUACCAGGAAUAAUUAUUUAAACCUGAAAUAAAGUUACAUCGAACAGGGUUGUCAUUAUUACCGUCUUUCUGCCAAUAAUCCCCAGUUUCAUUACUUUGGUCUAUCCAAUUGUAACUUUCUUGUCAGAUAAAUUUACUAGAACUUCACUCCCACUUCAACGAGGUCACCAAAAUUAUAACAUGUCGACGUCAGGCUCGGUCCCCAGCAGAUAUGCUGCCCUAGGCUAGACAAAAAAACUGCCGCCCUCCUCCUAUUCCCGCAAAGUAGAAUUGUAGUUUAGGCUAUACAGUGUUGGCCCACAAUGCACUUUAAUGAAUGCCUAUCCAUGUGGUAGCCUACGGUUUACAAACCGGCAGUUGCAUUGGCUUCAUAGUCCUAAUAGCUGACAGACUUCGUUUUGUCUAUUCAAGCUCUGAAUAUCAGCUUCCAUGUAGGCAGAGCGUCCUAAAGUAAAUUGAAUUACAUUUUCCAAAAUUAUAAUUACUCCUGUCUUUACAGAAAUAAAUACAAUCAUUCGAAAUACUUAACUAGAAAGCAUGACUUAGUCAGAGAGGAUCAUUAGCUUCUUAAAAAACACCUGUGGAUUGUUUGAAGUCACAAGCGAGUAGUGCUAUGCCUAAUUGGGAAGUCAGCAAUUUGGGCAGCACUCGUGGCAAUAGUAGCUGAUUAUUGAUUUGCGGCUGUCAGUGAAAAGCAUCUCAAAUAUGUCAGAAGAUAGUGUCUUGAGUAUUAAUUUGAAAUGUUGAGACUAAAAAAUAAUUUACCGUUCUCAUUCUCGGAGUGUUAACGUUGUUUGCAGAGUUCACAACCUGCUACACUUGUGAGAAAGACAUUUUGGUUUAUUUCAUAUGUCGUAGUAAAUAUAAUUUGUCGUAGUAAAUAUAAAAUGUUAUAGAUUGGUCUGACUAAAAUGUUGUGCAAGACCCAUUUGUGUUAGGAGCUUGUUUUCAAUAAAUGCUGUUCCAGGUCAGAGAACAAAGGACAGAGGAGAACGCCAUAUCUUGUCACCAGAUGGCCUAGUCUUGCAGGAAUGAGAUAACAGGACAACACCCCCACCUCCGGCCAUAAACCACCAGUUACUCCCCACGAGUUCCCUUGACACACACCAAUAUUUCAUUUUCACGCACACUCAUUCUCGACCACAAACAUUUCAUUUUCACGCACACUCAUUCUCGACCACAAACAUUUCAUUUGCACGCACACUCAUUCUCAACUCCCCUUCUACUGGUCGGGUGCCAAGGGCAGAGGACUCUGCCGUGCACCAAUGGGGCAUCUGCUCUGGACAGAGCAGACCCGCCUCCUACGCCUCGGGAACCAAUCAAGGGACUAGAAGAAGGACCCCUUCCUUUAUGUUACAUUGUAUAAAGUAAUGCUGUAAACUCUGUUUAAACAUCCUUCUCAGCUGACACUAUUAGAGUGCCAUAUGAUUAGGUCCAUGCAUGUUAACCUAACAGUACAAGAUAUCUCUGUGUUUAAUAAACUGCCUUUUGCUUAAGCAAAUUCCUCUCCGUCUAGCGUCGUUGGUUUGUACUCCCUCUCCAUAUAAUUUAGUUCACCAACAAAUUGGUAGCAGAGGAUGGUUUCUUAAUUCGAUCUAAAGAGUUGGUGCGAGAGGAAAAGGCAAAUCAUCGAUCUAAAAACAGACGGAAGAGUGACCUGAAAUCCAGGAGACAUCAACUAUUCGUCUUGCCUCAGGAACCUGAUCAGAGCGCGCUCUUCUAAAAAGGUAUGCAGAGCCUGUUAAAACGAAAUCUUGCAUAUUGUAUUAUAGACCAAUACCAAAUUUUGAUCAGAAGUACUGAGUGUGAGUAUGAAUACUUCUUAAAUAAUUUUCCAUCCUAAUGAAUUAAGGCAUACAUGAGAUAUCUGGUACUGUCUUUUAUACUAAGGAAUAAAGGAAUAAGGAAUAAAGGAAUAAGGAAUAAAGGAAUAAGGAAUAAAGGAAUAAGGAAUAAAGAUAAACGUAUCCAAAAUGUGUCAAACUGCGGGUUGACGCAUUAGUGGAUAAGAUUUGACCCAUAAUCUAGAUUCCUAAAGGGACCCAGUUUGAACUGAGACCUUUUGCAUAAAUCCUAUUAGGGGAGGUCCUACCCUAUAGGUUGUGAGAGAGUUGAUCACGUUAAACUGUGGCAGAGUUCUAGACAUUAGGUGGGGGAGAAUCACCGAAAUUGACCAGAGGUACUAAAUUCCCGGGGAUGCCAGUUAUCUCUGUGAUUUCACACUUAAAACGUUCCAUAUAAAUGGUUGUGUGAAAGGUACAAUUAAGCUGAGACUAAGUCCUUCCUAGUGAUCGAGUUGUCUAAAAAAAUCCUUUGAUAGGGAUCCAGUUGCUUCUGUGACUUCACAUAAGUGUAAGGUUGUGUGAAGGGUAGCAGUCGAACUGAGACUAUGUUUUAGGACACUCUGGUAACCUAAAUUCAUUAAGCAUUGUAAUUCCAAUUGGCUUAUGGUUUGUGUGUUUUGAUGUAUUAUAACGUGUAAUGGAUGAUGGGAAGUUAUAGUGAGACUUAUGAAACUGAAUACCAAUCUGUGGAAUUGAGUGAAUUUGACUUAGGCUUUCAGGAACCAGGGAUUGGGGAGACUGAUAUUGGAUCUGUGCAUAGUCUUGAACAAGAGCUGAGACAAUUAAAGCGUGUUGUGUGCUGUGGAGGAAUUACUGCAUUGGUAUAUGUGACUGGAAUUCUGAUUUUUAUGAUAAUAAUUGCAUUACAAAUUAUAUAAAUCAGCCUCUUUAUAUACGAGGGUGUCGUACAUGAGAUAAGUCUGUAUUGAUACCGAUAAUACAUCCUUGGAAAUAAAACACCAGGGACGGGAUAAGUGUAUAAAGAUAGAGAAAGCAAGAUGGCAGGGCCAAACAUAACUAAACCCAAAUUUAAUGAAUAUCUAGAACAACGAAUGACAGACAGAGCAAGGGGAAAAGUACAGUAUAGGAAAGUUAAAAAAGUGGCGUUGGAGAGCAGGAGGGUGCAACCAAAGAAAUCAGAUACGAUGUGUGUGGCCACUGAAGCGCCAGUAGAGAUGAAAACUCCAUUUAAGGGUUCUCCUACAGCUUCCCCAGAGGCCAGUACCAGCACCACUCCUGGCCCCACCUCACUAUACAGCCUAAAAGGCACCAUGACUUUUGGCCCACAACCACAACCAUGGCCUCAGCAAGGCACCCCAUUAGGUCCUCCAAGAGGAGGGAACUACCUGUGUUACAAUUGUGGAGGAGCUGGACAUUUUAGGCGUGAUUGUAAGGAACACCCACAAUUUAACCAUCAACCCCAAUGGAGGGGAAGAGGCAGAGGUACACCACAAUGGAGAGGUAGAGGAAGGGGAGGACCCCCACAACAACCAUAAACCCACCUGUCUGAACUCCAGGUGCCCGAAGGCGUGAUCCUCAUCCAAUACUACUACCACCGACAAUCACAGACUGAACCCAACCAAGGCGAUAUAGCACAGUUACAGAGCUCAGCAGGACCCUAUGAACACUCAGUCUGGGCCCAGGAGGGGGCGGCAGAGGACAGGACGAACUCUGGACGUGCCAUGAUGGAAGACUAG